CAGUCUACAAGAAGACAUAAAAAGCAAACCACCUUAUACUCUAUAUUUUAUAAUGGUACAGCCAAGAUAUCGGUGGACAAGCUGGUUUGUGCGUCUAUAUGUGAAGAAAGACUGGGAUGUAUACACUGCACAUAUUCACCUUGGAGACAGCUGUCCAUUUCAAGAGUGUCUGCCAAAGUCAUUGCCUUUUUUUGGAAAAAAGAUUGUGGCUUUAUUUGUACUCCACUCUUUGCUUCCAGCGUAUGCUUGUAAUAGCUUAUUGAAGUGGUGCAAGUUUCCCGAAUUUCAGGGUUCUAUGCUUUUUGAGAGUGAAAAAAUCGGAUAUUUUGAUCAAAAUUUGAGUAAUUGUAAUAUAAUAAACCUCGAAGAGGUGGAUCACAAUGUGUCUCACCAGUCCACCAAUCGGAAGACAUCAUUUAAAUGUUUUCAUGCUAAAGUAGAGUCUGGACCACUAUUGCUACUAUGCUCCUCUAAGCCCCAUGACACAUGUGAUGCUGCACGGACAGCACGGACCUUAUGUGACAUAAAAAGAACUAAAACAAAAAAACAAAAAGUAAAACAAGUGCCUGCACAGCACGUCCUUCAGAAUGCUAAAAGAUAA
This is a messenger RNA of Phycomyces blakesleeanus NRRL 1555(-), 601 nucleotides long. RefSeq lists its product as hypothetical. Lineage: Eukaryota; Fungi; Mucoromycota; Mucoromycetes; Mucorales; Phycomycetaceae. The record is from RefSeq and is a predicted model, not a curated record. Bases 53 to 601 code for a protein of 182 amino acids. The transcript has 5 exons.